AUGCACAUCCUCCGUCCGAAGCUGUUCGGUGAUCUGAAGGGUUGUGUAUCUGAACUGGCCUUGAGAUUGAAUACGUUGGACAACGUAAAAGCAAGGCUACGGUUGUUCAAGGAGUCCGGAAUUGUUGCUGGAGCAUUUGAGUCCAAUGAUCUGCUCGACCUUAGCGAAGAAGUCAUCAGUGCUGCGCCCAGGACGCUGUUCGAGAUGUUGAAGCCGCUGGUGGGUGGAGCCCACAAGAUCUCCAAGAGCAAAAUACCCCAUCCUGAUUCCCCAAGGGACGAUCACAAAGAGUCGUCUUCCCAUUAUCAGUCUGUAACAGAGGAGGUGAACACCGACAGUGUCGAUGACUCGCCAUGA
Phytophthora nicotianae INRA-310 is the source of this 357-nucleotide messenger RNA. RefSeq lists its product as hypothetical. The coding region runs from base 1 to 357 and encodes 118 amino acids. The record is from RefSeq and is a predicted model, not a curated record. The transcript has a single exon. NCBI's taxonomy places the organism in Eukaryota, Oomycota, Peronosporomycetes, Peronosporales, Peronosporaceae.